CUCCGGGCAGCUCGCACUGCUGAGGCGAGGGACGCGCGGGCUGCGCCCGAGUGCUGGCGGGCGGGGACGGGACGUGCGGGCAGCGGGCUCGAGCAGUGAACAGCAGCAGCGCGCCCCGCUGGGCUCCCGGGCACUGGCCCCGCUCCUGAGCGCUCCUGGGCACCGGCUGUGCGGCUGACACUCGGAAGCCAGGACUCCCCACGCCUCCUGCGACGCGCGCGCGCGGACGAGGUCCCCGAGGGACAGGCUACUCGGGGACCGCCGCACGACUGGCUGGAGAUCUAAGGGAACAGAAAACACUCAAGCUGGAUUUUUAAGUCAUUGCACACUAACAAUAAACCACAAGUCACAGAAUGUGAUCCUGUGUAAAACGCUUCUGAAAAAUUAGCUUCAAGCAACAGAGGAAAGAAAACUGGAGGGCCGUUUUGAAAUACUGGUCUAAAACAAACUGUUCUUGUUGGAAAUUACAACUGGAAACUUUUGUCUGGCUCUCAACAUACCCAAAUGAAAGGCGCUGUCAACUUGUUUCUCACAGAGACCGGGAUUAUGUGAGAUUACCUGUUAUCUUAACAUGAUUGCCAGGGGAGGGAACACAGAAGAGUAACUGAAGGACACAGGUCAAGAUGACUUCUGAAGAAAUGGCCGCUUCCGUCCUCAUCCCUGUGACUCAGAGGACAGUGGCUUCUGCCCAGUCGGCAGUGGGAGAGGACAAGAAUGAACAGGUCUCAGAUGCUGGUGCUCCAAAGGUACGCGCUGGUAGGCGCAGCGGCCAGAUCCCCCAGACCCUCUCACGGUGGAACAAACCUGAGGCAGAGACUUCUAGAAGCGAUUUGUCCCAGGUCCUCUCAAUGGCCACAGGAGGAAUAAUGAGCGAUGAGAACCACAAUGAACAGCGCUGGGAGCAAAACCUGCCAGAUUCUGUGAGAAACAGCACCGUCAACUGCAACAGCCUAUUGCAAAGUCACCAGUGUGACCCUCCUUGGAACCAGCUUCGUGGGGCCUGUGACUCGGUCGCAGAAGAGGGCCUGUGUUUGCAAACUGGAAUUUCUUCUCCACUGGAAAGGAAGGCACUCCCUGGAAUUCAACUGGAAAUGGGUGAUUCUCCCAUGGAUGUGAGCCCUUUGGGAAACGAGCCUGGAAUCACGGAGCCCAGCGGACCUCAGCCUGACAGCAACAUGGCAGUCUUUCAUUUCCGUUAUGAAGCGGACGGAACAAUGUCCGACGCUUUCCAUUCCCUGUCAGAAAAAUUAAUUUUGGAUGACUGUGCAAACUACGUUGCUCUUCCUGGGGGGCAGCAGAAGAAACAUUAUGAGGAGGCUUAUACUUGUAAGCUAGUGGAACUGACCAAAGACUGUGGCAAUAAGAACGGGCAGCUGCAGUGCGAACAUUGCAGCUUGCUGCACAGCAAAUACCUGCGCUUUGAAAGCUCCUGCCCGCAGGCUGACGGGGGCUGCUCAGGGGCUGGAUUUUGCAGGGAGGGUUUUACUCACAACCCACCUGCCAAGACUUUCCUGAGCCCUUUCGAGGAUUUCUCUGACAGUUGUGAAGACAUAGACGAUUUUUUGAAAAGCAAAAAGGAACGGUCCACUUUGCUGGUGAGAAGGUUUUGUAAAAAUGACAGGGAAGUGAAGAAGUCCGUGUACACCGGCACCAGAGCCAUAGUGAGAACCUUGCCUUCUGGCCAUAUCGGGCCAGCUGCUUGGAGCCAUGUGGAUCGGAAGAGAGUGAGGCUCUUAGGGUCUUGUGGGGAUGCAAUGGAACCUCUGUCAGCAAUGGAUGUAAGGCUACGUGGGAGCCUACGUCAGUCUGAAGCCCAAUGGUGUCUGAGUCUGGCAGAAAUGCUUCGCAGUUUGGCACAGCUGAAUUAUAUCCGCUUGCCUCAGGUCUUGUGA
Messenger RNA from Microtus oregoni (creeping vole), 1892 nucleotides. RefSeq names its product 1-phosphatidylinositol 4,5-bisphosphate phosphodiesterase epsilon-1-like. The record is from RefSeq and is a predicted model, not a curated record. Bases 624 to 1892 code for a protein of 422 amino acids. The transcript is spliced from 3 exons. Lineage: Eukaryota; Metazoa; Chordata; Mammalia; Rodentia; Cricetidae.